GUUAAGGAAGCUGAAAGUUUCUGCGAUGAAGUGCACCAGAGGAUCGACAGGUGACUUCAAAUGGUGAAGGUCGAUGUUUAAGAAGAUUUUGCUCUAUUAGGUCACGCAGCCACAAGGAAAAUAAAGCCCUCGAAAUGACAACUGUGAAAACUUUUUCUCUUACGAGCCAAAACUUACAAAAGUUUGAGAGAGAGCUCAAAAACGGAAAGAGGAAAAGGAAGUCCUUACAAAGAAAUGUGAAUCCAGAGAGAACUGAGGCAGAUGGAAGAAGCUCUGGGAUUCAGUCGUGCGGCUCACAAUCGAGUGCCUUUAAGGAAAGUCUCAGUGACCACUUCAAGGACGUGGAUACCGAAAAAGUAACAAAACCUAGAAAUAACUCUUAUUCCUUAGAUCGCCCAGAGCGAGAGGCUUUCCGAAGAAAUCCUGAAGGGCAGAGCCGAAACGAGAGCUCUGCCGCUACACCGCACGUUUCGAAAAUUAAUUACGAGGAAGGAAGUGUACUAAUCAACUACAGUAGUGACAGCGAAAAGGAUAAAAACGAACUUAACUCGGCUGAUGAGCGGGAGGAAGAAGAAGAAGAAGACAGUGAUGAUGAUGACGAUGAAGACGAAACUGAAGAAGAAAGUGAUGAAAGCGACGAUGAGAGUGAUGAAAGUGAUGCAGAAAGUGACGACGACGAAGAAACUCCAACACGAGAAUUUGGAACUCCCACCACUAUCCAAACACACUACACGAGCAGUUUAAAUGCAAGCAUCAGCAGCAUUCCUACUAUUGCUUCAGCAAGAAGCACUCCUGAGUCCAUAAUCACUAUUAAAACGACGAAAACGGUAAGAAAAGGAAGUGCACACUCCAAUGUAAGUUCGGCGCCAUCUUACGUUUUAAAUAGCAAUCAAUAUCGCAUGAAGAAAAUGGCAGCAAAGAAAGAGAAAGAGCGUGGCCAGAAUCACGAGGACUAUGAAAAUGAGUCAGAGUUAUCUUUCGGACCCGAACAGCGAUCACCGUCGGCUGCGACUAGAAUGCGUGACAAAGGUACUACAAGCGUGCAUAGCAACGGAUCUUACGUGACCACAAGAAACUGGUCACGAUGGAGUCAUUACAGUGCAGCGGGGUACAGCAUAAGUGAAGCACCUGAGGCCAUUCGUAGGCAUGACAAAUAUUCGACAGUAAAAACCACAACCACAGGAAAACGAGCAAAGAAUUUCAGGCCUGAAACUUACUUCCGCCCUAAAACCCCUCAUUUACCACUUAUCGGUAAAAGCACUUCAAGUAAUUCUGUUCCCGAUAUGCGAAGAUAUGGUAAGCGUCAUGUGACUCUCACACUGGAUCCUGAUCUUUCACGAGCGCGAUCUGUAAGUCGUAGCCAGAUGGCGUCUCGAAUGAGCACCCGAUCAAUUAUGAAAAAUCCAAAAAUGGCCCGCGGUAAAUCUGUCCCAGACCUCAACAAGGAAGCUAUUAUGUCAUUUUUUGAUAUGGAAAGAGGAAAAAAUAAAUCAGCGGCCCGCCCCGUGAACAACAAAAAAGGCGGAAGGAAAGAAACUUUUAAAAAGUCAGGAACGAGUAUUAUUGAUGAUAUCGAUGUUACAACUCGGCGAAAACGACUUCGUAAACGGAAGGAACUCCCCCAAAAAACGAGGAUUAAAAGCUCUCUCAGUUCGGCCUCAAGUGACUUUUGGAAUGCACGAAAACGGAAAAAUUCUUUAACAAACAUAGGGUCUUCUUUGUCGAGUGCAUUGUCCAUGUCAUCCAUGAAAUCAAGCAGAGCAAGGCAGAAUAGUAGACCUUCCACUGAUACAAUUAGCAAGGCGAGCUCUUCUAUAAAACAAAACAGGCUACAGCCACUCAGGAAAUACGCUAGUUAUCAGAGCGGCAGCGACCAAAUGUCCACGCGUGCGUCCAUACCAGCGUGUGAUACACCUAUCAGCUUAAUCCUUAAGCGCACUCCGAGCCUGCGGUCUGUUAUGACAGAGUACAGUAGCUAUCUAAGCUUAGCAGCCUCUAGCUUUAAGUCCGUGCGCUCCAGCUCCAGAUCAAGUCUCUCGAGCACUGAUGGAGAGAGCACAGCUAUAGGCCCAGAAGCCACAAGCCCUGAAAAGGAAGAAAAAGACGACUUGAAUAACGAGAAGCAAAAGCAGAUAGAACCUGAAAGGAAACCCUCAUCUAAAGCCAGUGAUCAACAAUCUAAACGAAGCUCGUCAGUAAAGAAAGAAGCGCUAACUUCUUCGAACUCUGAACGGCUUCAUUUACCAGCGGUUCGAACCCAGUCGGUUUCAUCCGAAAGAACUGUAAGCGCUACACCAGUAAAAGAACGCGAAAAGGCAAAGAAAAAGGAACCCGUUAAAUUACCCCAAAUUGUUCGAGUGAAUCAUUCACUUCCAAGUUUUACAGAAGCCACACGGGAUACUGGCAUUACUCGCCUGGUGAAACUUGCAAAGCCGAAGGAAUCAAAAGCGGUAUGGAUGACAAGUUUCUGGCCGAUCGUAUGGGGAAAUCAAGAUAUGAUGUGGCCCAUUUCCAGAGGAGCGCUUACAGCAAAUGCAUCGGGGAGAUUAAUGGCCUUAGCCACGCCGAAAAAAGAUUUUCAACUCGACCAUCCAUCCAAGUGUAGCAGGGGACAAUACGUUUAUAGCUGUGGCCGCAGUUCUGUCAUUUGGGAUAUGCAACCCUCAGCUUUAAAAGCAAAUAUUUCCACAAGGGUCAGUCAGCUAGCAGAACCAAAGAAAUCACCACCCCAACAUGAAGAACAAAGGGAGGCAUACAUCUUCAGUUGCGGGAGAAGUUCACCAAUUUGGCAAGUGAGCCAAACAGCGAAAACGGCCGAGGAACGGGAACUAACACUGAGACUAGCACAUGCCAAGAGAUGCCAUCCUGAUUAUCGGCCAGGAAGGGAAGUGCCCUGGAGCGUAAGUGAGCCAGCAAAACGAGCCGUGACUUCCGCACGAACCGAACAACUAGCCCGUCCCAAGACUCGACAAGACGGGCUCAUAAGGGAGCCAACAUGGCGCGUAUCUUCAGCCAGCAUGCGCACUGUAGCCUCAGCCCGUGUUCAGGAGCUUUCCAAGGCCAAGCAAACAGUUGAGGGAUAUUUGCCAUGCAGAGAGACUGAAUGGCAUAUCACAAGAAACACUCUCCGAGCAAUAGCCUCUGAUAGGAUUCAAAAUUUGUCCAAGCCAAUUAUACGCGAGACAAUGGACCAUCUUCAGUUUAACCCAGACGCAUUCACCGUUAGGGAAACUGCGAAGAAAGCUACCGCGUCGUCAAGGGUAGUUGAAUUAGCACAACCAAUCGCUCGUGGACACAAAUGAUUGUGUUAAAAGACCCAAUGAAUUGUGUAGCUCACCAAAAAUUCGUUCAGACAGCGAUUUACUUUCAAUAAAUUAAAGCUAUUCAUUCAACUGAAUCGGAAACGGUUGAAAUUAUCCUGUUUAAUGUACUCUUAUUAAAUUUUUUAACUCUAGUAACACCCUUUAAAUAUGAUGAAUUCGAAACUGAUGGAUUUGAAACAGUGAUAGAAUCAAGGGGCGGUGUUUAAAGAAGGUUAACCGCUUUUGGGCAAGAAUACUCCAAACCCAUCCGUUACGUUAAUUUUUGUAAACAAUUUCAAGGAGGCUUAUGGUUAGCAAUGUAAAAUUUACCGCAGCAUUAACUUCACUCCUUCUUUUUCAAGAAUCUCGAGGUCCAUUGAUUGUCUAAAACCGCGGCGUGCGUUAGACUUCGAUUAAAUAACCAGCCCAUAGUUUUUCACUGUUUCAACUGAACGAUAUGUAAGGACUGUUAUCAACAAAGUCAUGAGGGAUCGUUUUUGGUACAAUGCAUAACAGGAGGUUUUCUUCUGUCAAAAACGUUGCCCGUAAAACACAAAAUAACGAUGGUUUUGGCGGCAUUCGACAAACAUGUAGGCAGUGGAGCCCGAGGAGGUUUCCUUGUAUUUUUUUAAAUGUUUCAUUAUAUCCCUUCUCUUGGAGCAUCACCACUUGUUUCCGGCGGCUUUCGCGACUAACAGCUUCACCGUUAUCAGCUCCGAAAGUCCGUAUCUUGAGCGAGUAACAGGAAUUUCCAUGGAAUCAAAUUUUUGGUCACGUGACGCAAAAUUAUAAUUUCCUUUAUAACGGUAACCUCUUAAACUGAGAAACUAAUGAAGCAAACUCUGUCACAAUACUUUGGUUGAUAUUAUACCAGGCUCUUGACAAGUGAAGAUACUCUGCUCGAAAACUUUGCAGUUGACUUAAAAUUGACGACUUUCCAGACAUUCUUUGAACAGAGUUCUUGUUGAGCCAUCGUAAUUUACGGUGUAUGUUUUCAACCAUUUUUUUUUGGGUAUCCGCUGAAAUUCUGUUUUGAUCUUAGGAGUGCUUCACAUUUUCUUUUUAGUUGGUUUGGUGUAUGUUGAUAAUAAUUCCUUUUGUCCCUCGCCAUACUCUGCA
Messenger RNA from Pocillopora verrucosa, 4421 nucleotides. RefSeq names its product serine-rich adhesin for platelets-like. The record is from RefSeq and is a predicted model, not a curated record. Lineage: Eukaryota; Metazoa; Cnidaria; Anthozoa; Scleractinia; Pocilloporidae.